This is a messenger RNA of Capsella rubella, 467 nucleotides long. Its product is annotated as glucan endo-1,3-beta-glucosidase. Bases 20 to 376 code for a protein of 118 amino acids. NCBI's taxonomy places the organism in Eukaryota, Viridiplantae, Streptophyta, Magnoliopsida, Brassicales, Brassicaceae. The record is from RefSeq and is a predicted model, not a curated record. The transcript has 4 exons.
ACUUCAAACAAAAUCAAACAUGGCUAAAGCAUAUAUAUGUCUUUCUUUCAUCAUCUUGUUAUACAUCUCAUCAGGAAGUGUCAUGAGAGUCAAUGCACAGAGCCAGGGAGAUUGGUGUGUGGCCAAGCCUGGCACGUCGACCGAACAGCUUUUAAAUAACUUAAACUAUGCUUGUUCGAAAAUAGAUUGUCACAUCGUAUCGAAAGGGGGUGCAUGUUAUUCACCAGAUAAUCUCUAUAAUCAAGCUUCUGUCGCCAUGAAUCUUUAUUACCAAGCUGAGGGAAGACACUUUUGGAAUUGCAAUUUCGAAGGCUCUGGUCUCAUUGUCAUAACUGAUCCUAGCGAUGGAUGUUGCAAAUAUGAAUUUCGUAAGUAAAGCACAUAAAGCUUCGUAUUUGUUAAGAAACAAACCAAAGAACUCUUGUUCUGAUACUUUGAAUGGUUCAACUGUGAAGUGUUGAGUUUUA